Molecule: messenger RNA, 3990 nt
Organism: Mucor velutinosus
Lineage: Eukaryota; Fungi; Mucoromycota; Mucoromycetes; Mucorales; Mucoraceae
Exons: 6
Coding region: 1-3990 (1329 amino acids)
Biological process (GO): transmembrane transport
Cellular component (GO): membrane
Molecular function (GO): ABC-type transporter activity; ATP binding; ATP hydrolysis activity
Source: RefSeq, a predicted model, not a curated record
AUGGCAGAUCAAAGCCUAUCCUCCCGAUCAUCUUUUACUAGUCAAACUAUCGAUACAGAAAAGGAACAUCGGAGUCAUUCCACACACCCAGACCCUUUGCACCGAAAUAACAAUGAUGAGAAAUUGCAGACGCAGGAGAUCGAAGCGAUAGCAAUGAAAACACUGAAAUUUGCUGACAACCUCGAAUCACAAGACAAUGGCAAGAGCAAGAAGCCAAAGAAAGAGAAAGAGUCUGCUGUCCCUAUUUACAGAUUAUUUCGAUUUGCUACUCCCCUUGAAGCGCUUAUGAUUUUUUGUGCCUGUAUCCUCUCUGCCGGCGUUGGUGCUGUGCAGCCCAUCUCUAUCAUUGUAUUUGGCAAAUUCAUGGGCACGCUGAGUGCUUCAAUUGCUUCUCAAGACUGGGCAACGUUAGCACGCGAAGCACAGCCUCUAAUCCUGACAUUUGUAUACAUGGCUACGGGUAACCUGUUUGGAGCUUACAUUACAAACUGUCUGUGGGUGCUCACUGGUAAGAACCAAGUGCGUCGUAUUCGUUGUCUGUAUGUACAUGCUGUUCUCCGUCAAGACAUGGGUUGGUUUGAUAAAGCAGAGGACGGCUCCCUUACUACCCGAUUAGCAGCUGGUACGCAAUUGAUUCAAGAUGGUAUCAGCGAAAAAUUUGGCUAUUUGGUCAUGUGCAUAGGGCAAUUCAUUGCAGGUUUCAUCAUCAGUUUUGUCAAGGGCUGGAGAUUAGCUGUUGUAAUGCUUGCUACUGUUCCUUUGAUGGCGCUUGUUGGCGGUGCUAUUGAUUACUUGAUUACAAAGUAUACACUCAGGGCCCAAGAUUCCUAUGCGCAUGCAGGCAGUGUCGCAGAACAAGUGUUUGCUGGUAUUCGCACCGUGUAUUCGUUCUCACUACAAAAGAGAUUUGCUGAUCUAUAUGAGAUCAGGCUGGAGAAGGCUAUGAAGGACGGCAUCAAACGUGGUUUAGCCCUGGGUAUUGGAUUUGGCGUGUUUAUGCUCAUCUUGUUUGGCACCUACGGUCUUUCCUUUUGGUAUGGCUCCAAGUUGACACGAGACGGUGUGAUGACUGGCGAAGACGUGCUCAUCGUCCAAUUUGCAAUGAUUAUGGGCGCCAUGGCACUUUUGAUGGUUCCUCAAAAUUUGGUGGCAGUGAGCAGUGCUUGCGGUGCAGCUUACCGAAUCUUUAGCACUAUUGAUCGUGUACCUGCCAUUGAUGUAGAUGCUCCUAAUGGUGUCGUACUUGACAAGCUCAAAGGCGAGAUUGAAUUCAAAGAUGUCAAGUUUAGUUACCCUACGCGUCCUGAUAUCACCAUCUUGAAGCAGCUUAAUCUCAAGAUCAAGCCUGGUAUGACUGUAGCCUUUUGUGGACCUUCGGGCUCUGGUAAAUCUACGAGUGUUCAGCUCUUGCAACGUUUUUAUGACCCGUUGGAAGGUGCUGUGCUUAUUGACGGCAAAGAUCUCAAGGAAUACAACGUGGCAUGGCUUCGUAGUCAGAUUGGUGUUGUGAGUCAAGAGCCUGUUUUAUUCAAUUCAACAAUCAAGCAAAAUUUACUGAUGGGUGUCACUGAAGAAGUGACAAACGAUGAAAUUGUUGCUGCAUGCAAGAAAUCUAACUGCCAUGCCUUCAUCUCUGAGCUUCCCGAUGGCUAUGAAACAAUCGUUGGCCAAUUUGGUGGUAUGCUGUCUGGUGGCCAGAAGCAACGAAUUGCCAUUGCUCGAGCUAUUCUCAAGAAUCCUUCGAUUCUUUUGUUGGACGAGGCUACGUCUGCUCUAGAUACUCAAUCAGAGCGCUUGGUGCAAUCUGCACUAGACGCUGCUGCUGCCGAUCGCACUACUAUCGUAAUUGCCCAUCGUCUGUCUACCAUUAGAAAUGCUGAUCUUAUUGUCGUCAUGCAAGCAGGUGAUUUGAUUGAGCAAGGCAACCACAACGACCUCUUGAAAUUGAAUGGUGUGUAUGCUGAUUUGGUUCGAAAGCAAGAGAUUGCCACUAGCAAAGUGGGAGAGGCUGUCCAUGAACCUGAUGCUGACGAACUACUGCAACGUGAACAACUGGCACUUGCUGUUGAGAAGCAACGCGCCGAUGAUGCCUUGGUCAACGAAAAGGAAACCAAUGUCAACCUGUUCAAGAUCACCAGUCGUGCUUCUGUGGAUGUCUAUGAACUCAAGCUUCGAAAAGAAAGACAGGAGCGUAAAGAUACAAAGAAAGAAAAGGCGCCUCUGGGCAAGGUUCUGAAGCAAAUGUAUCCUGAAUGGCCUAUGUUAGCUCUGGGUAUAUUGGGUGCUAUUAUUGCUGGUGCUAUCUUUCCUUGCUUCUCUCUAGUUUUUGCUCGCGUGGUCUCUGAUCUCAUUAAUCCUAAUCUCGGCUCGCCUGGACCCAUGCAAGGCACCAAUCUGUACUCCUUCCUAUUUCUUGUCAUUGCUAUUGUAGCUUUCAUUGGUUUUACACUACAGUAUGCCGCCUUUGAAAUGGCUGGUGAGCGAUACACAAAACGUCUUCGCGCCAACAUCUUUCGUGCUCUCAUCAAGAUGGAAGUCGCUUUCCAUGAUCAUCCCGAUAAUUCACUGGGCGCUCUGACCUCCAAGCUUGCUAUAGACUCCAAGAAUGUCAAUGACCUGGUAACCAAGACCAUGGGCGAUGUCACUCAGAUGAUUGUCACUGCCAUCACUGGUUUGGCAAUUGCGUUUUCUCAGAGCUGGAUGUUGACCCUGAUUGUCUUGUGUAUCUCUCCCUUUAUUGCUUUCGGUGCCUUUUUUGAAGCCCAAGUGGAAGUCGGGUUUGAAGACGCAACCCGUUCAGCUAAUGAGCAGAGCGGUGAAGUGGCCGGCGAAGCCAUCAAGGAAAUCCGCAUAGUAGCUGGUCUCAACAAGCAAUCUCACUUUGAAAGCAAGUACUACCAAGCUACCGCAUAUCCACACAAGCUGGCUCAGCGAAAGGCCUUCAAAUCGUCUGUAGGUUACGCUCUGCAACAGGCAGUUACCCUCUAUGCCUAUGCUAUCGCCUUUUAUGCCGGUGUUCAACUCAUGUUACGCCAUGGCCUUGCGUAUGAUAAAAUGUUUACUUGUAUGAUGGCUAUCAUGAUUACGGCUCAAGGUGUGGGUCGUGCUUUCAUGUUCAUGACCACCUACGCUAAAGCCAAGUACUCGUCUAUCGCUGCCUUCAAUAUCCUUGAGCGUCAGCCUCUCAUUGAUCCUGAGUUUGAAGGCAUUGAACCAUCUCGUUCUCUAAUCACGGGCCACGUUGAUCUGGAAGACAUCACUUUCCGUUAUCCUUCUCGUCCUGAUAUCUCCAUCUUUGAUGGCGAAUUCAAUUUUUAUAGUAAAGCUGGCCAAACCAUAGCCCUCGUUGGUCCAAGUGGUUGUGGUAAGUCAACCACUAUCGGCAUGCUUCAGCGAUGGUAUGAUCCUGUUGCUGGUUCGGUGCGCUUGGAUGACACUAACGUCAAGAGCUAUUCCCUUGGUAAUCUCCGUAGCCAUAUGGCCCUAGUUCAACAGGAGCCUGUCCUUUUUGACAUGAGUAUUUUGGAUAACAUCAAGUUUGGCGUCGAUGAUGGCAUUGAAGUCUCGCAACAACAAGUGGAAAGCGCGUGUAAAGCAGCCAAUAUCCACAACUUUAUCGUUUCCCUGCCUGAUAAAUAUGCGACUAGAGUAGGAGACAAAGCGAGCCAGCUUUCAGGAGGCCAAAAGCAAAGAGUUGCUAUUGCCCGAGCAUUGAUUCGCAAGCCCAAGGUGCUUUUGUUAGACGAAGCUACGUCGGCAUUAGACAGUGAAAGUGAGAAACUCGUACAGCAAGCCAUUGAUAGCAUCCUGGAAGAAGGAGGCCGCACAACUAUUACUAUUGCUCACCGCCUCUCCACAAUUCAAAAUGCUGAUCUCAUUUGUGUCGUCAAGGGCGGUCGUGUCAUUGAACAAGGUACACAUUGGGAGCUGUUAGACCUGAAGGGCGUUUACUUUGAUUUGGUGCGCCAGCAAUCAUUGAAUGCUCAUUAA